AUGUUGGGAAUGAUGAAUUCACCUAGUGAUGGAGUAGAGUUCUACUCCACCAACACCAACAAGAAUGCUCCACAGCUCAAUGAAGAAGAUCGAAAAACAUUCACAGAAGUAAAAGAAAGAGAUGUUGUCACGUAUACGGAAGAUGGUCGUCGUCUUAUAAAUGGAAAAACGGAAACAAUUGAUCCAAAGUUUUUAUGGGGAUCGACGUUACUACGUGGACAUGUAAAAGUUAUUCUGGAUAAGGAAGAACUAGAGAAAGCCGAAGAAGAGAAGUUGGAAGCUUCAAAACAUAAAUCAGAUGUUGUACAAGUUGUGGAUCCACCAGUACUAGCACAGACACAGACAUCACAUACAUCAGAAGAUACACCUUCAUCAUCAGCUCAUGCACAAUGA
Messenger RNA from Auanema sp. JU1783, 393 nucleotides. The record is from the annotation of a GenBank genome assembly. Lineage: Eukaryota; Metazoa; Nematoda; Chromadorea; Rhabditida; Rhabditidae.